AUGAAUAGCAUGCAGGGUCUUUUACAUGAGACCACCUUGCAGUCUGCUCAAGGUGGUCGUUCGACUUCUACCACCGGAUUUUCCGGAACCUUGUCUGCUUCUACUGGUCAGAAGCGGAGUUGGUCCGACGGCGAUUCAAACAACUCCCACUACCAAGAUUCCAACCCCGCCAAGGGCGGCCCGGCCGGCGUCCAGUUUCAAAGAACCAUCAGCUUUCUGCCUGGCCGUCCCAAACGCCUGUCUGCCAGCAGGAUUGUAAAUUGCGAUAACGAGGGUGAGGGUGAGGGUGAGGGGAUAUCAGAAUACUCUCAGAGGCAGGCGAUUUCUGCAACGCCCACGUCGACGAUCGACCCGGAGCUCAGCCUGUCGCACCCCACGUACGACUUGCCGGCACAGCUUGUGGAUAAUUUUGCUUCGGUCGGUAUCAAGCAGAUUUAUCCGUGGCAGAAGAACUGCUUAAAGGGCCCGCGACUCCUCGAGGGUACCAAGAACCUCGUCUACUGUGCUCCCACUGGCGGCGGCAAAUCCCUUGUUGCUGAUUUGCUUAUGCUCAAAAGAGUACUUGAAGAAAAGGGCUCCAAGGCCCUCCUGGUUCUCCCAUAUGUUGCUCUGGUGCAGGAAAAGGUACGGUGGCUGCGAAAGAUCGUUCAGGGUCUGCAAUAUGCAAACACUCAGGAUGAAGAGGACAAGCCAGGUACAUGGGCUCGUCGUGCAGACGAGGAUUUCGUGAGAGUUAUUGGAUUCUUUGGUGGCGGAAAAGUCCGAGCUACCUGGGCAGACUUUGAUAUCGGUGUCUGUACCAUGGAAAAGGCAAAUUCUCUUGUGAAUGCUGCCAUCGACGAUUGCGUCGUACAACAGCUCCGAGCUGUCGUGCUGGAUGAACUGCACAUGAUUGAUGAUGAUCACAGGGGGUAUCUCCUGGAACUUAUGACGACCAAGCUCAUGAGCCUUGAACAGCCUGUCCAGAUAAUUGCUAUGAGUGCCACUCUCCCAAACAUGGAUUUGAUGGCACGUUGGAUCGACGCACAUUCAUACGAGACCAGAUACCGCCCAGUACCUAUACAUGAGCAUCUCGUCUGCAGCGGCAGGGUGUACCCAGCUGCUUCGACAGGGGACCUGAUCAGAAAGGCAACUCAGUUGAGUACCCAAAACUCCACACAAAGUAGGGAUAGAGCAGUCCCGACGAGGCUCAUCGACGCAUCGGAGCAUAAAGAGUUCCGCGAUCCAGUUCUCAAUGCUGUCGUGACUCUUGCGCUUGAAACCGCCUCGUCCGGUUUCGGGGUCCUGGUCUUUGCAUCCAGUCGAGCAAUGGCGGAAGGCGACGCUCGCUGGAUAAGCAGAGCGAUGCCUGAACCCCAGGACCUUGAUCCCAAGCUCCUUGACAAGAGGACGGACCUCUUGUCCGAACUGAGGAGUUUGAGCACAGGCCUUGAUCCUGUUUUGGAAGAAACUGUUAUUGCUGGAGUGGCCUUUCACCGUAAUCCGGCAAGAAGGGUUAUUCUGCAUGGUGCACGCAUGGGCCGAGACCUGGUCGGUCCAGCGCUGUUGAGGCAGAUGAGAGGCCGUGCGGGGAGGCAGGGCAGGGUUCCCGUAGGGGAGACGUACCUAUGCUGCUCUGAAGAUGACUUGGAGAGCGUUGUUGAAUUGAUGCAUGCAGACCUUCCCGAAGUUACGAGCUGUCUCAAUGCAGAGAAUCAUCGAUUGCAGAGAGCACUCCUCGAAGUCAUUGCUAUAAGGCUGGCAACUAGCCACGAAUCCAUACUGGGCCAUUUCAAGAAGUCGCUCUUGUGGCAUACCCACGGCACAGAAUACGUCAGCAAUUGCGUUGAGAUAAGCCUCAAGGACAUGGAGGAGGCGGGGUUCAUUACCAGGGAUAUGCACUCCCAGUAUGCAGCCACUCAACUGGGGAAGGCCAUCGUCUCGUCAGCCAUAGACCCAGACGACGGCAUCUUCAUCCACAAAGAGCUCAGUAGGGCUCUCCGGUCCUUUGUCAUGGACGGCGAUAUGCAUAUACUGUACACCUUCACUCCAGUACAGGAUUUCGGAGUCCCGGUCAACUGGCAGAUAUUCCGGAACGAAAUGGAGAUGCUCGACGACAGCGGUAUGCGUGUACUGGCUUGUCUAGGUAUAAAACCGACGACAGUGCAGAGGCUGGCACAAGGUGCAGCUCUCAAGACGUCGUCGCCAGAGGAAAAGGAAAUGGCACGGGUGUAUGCCCGCUUCUACCUUGCUCUUCAGCUACGAGAUUUGUGCAAUGAGAUGCCCGUUCAUGCUGUUGCUCGAAAGUACGACAUGCCAAGGGGAGCAGUGCAGAACCUCUCGCAGACUUGCCAGGGCUUUGCGGCUGGAAUGAUCAAAUUCUGCGUUUCCAUGGGAUGGGGUGUUCUUGCGGCAGCUCUGGAUCACUUCUCGGACAGGUUGUUGGCGGGUGCUAGGACAGAUCUGCUGGAACUGGCCAAGAUUCCUUUUAUCAAGAGUCGAACAGCGUACGUCACAAGAUCACACCUUCAUGCCUACCAAAAUUACGUUCCAGUGAAGAAUGCAGAGCUGAUAUAUAUUUACGAACUUGUGGGCAGUCGUGUGUUCUGGGAGUCCGGAUUCCGCAGUGCCGGGACCAUUGCCAGCGUGGACCCGAAAGAGCUCGUCCCAGUGCUCAUGCAGGCACAACCAAACAAGAUCCGUCUCAAAGAAAAAGACGUGGCAAAGUACGAAGAGAAGCUUUUGGCCAAAGCAACAAUCAUCUCUGCGUCGGCAAACAAGAUCUGGCGUACAUACGCUCGCUAA
Geosmithia morbida is the source of this 2784-nucleotide messenger RNA. Its product is annotated as DNA polymerase theta. Lineage: Eukaryota; Fungi; Ascomycota; Sordariomycetes; Hypocreales; Bionectriaceae. The transcript is spliced from 9 exons. The record is from RefSeq and is a predicted model, not a curated record. Bases 1 to 2784 code for a protein of 927 amino acids. Gene Ontology annotation, molecular function: ATP binding; nucleic acid binding.